Messenger RNA from Brugia pahangi, 1422 nucleotides. Lineage: Eukaryota; Metazoa; Nematoda; Chromadorea; Rhabditida; Onchocercidae. The record is from the annotation of a GenBank genome assembly.
AUGGAUAUUGUGUUAGGUGGAGAUGAAUCGUCUAGUUCGAAGCUAAGUGAAGCACCAACAUCAAUACUUACCUCAACGACAGUUGUUGAUGAAAUCAGUAAUGAAUCGACAAAAUUAUCUUUGCCAAUUCCGGAUUCGGAAUCAAUUCCUGCUGAGGGAACACCAAAAACUGGUGGCAAAGAAGGUCGCAUGGUUAAAAGUUCAUCAACACGUGUCAUUACAGCGGAUACAACACAUAUGCAUAUUGAACCAAGCCAUAUUAUCGAAUAUGAAUGGCCACCGAAAUCAGGCGAACGUUAUUUUAUCCAGGAACAAAUUGCGGAGCUGUUGGACGUAAAAUCAUUUAAAAGAAAGUAUCCUGAAUUAAGCCGCCACACCAUUGAAAUCAACGAGAGAGAAUAUUUAUUGGCUAAUUAUAAACUCGCUACAGCUAUAAAUGAACAUCAAAUGCAUGGUCUGACAGCCUUAAGAGCAAUUGAGAUUCAUGAAUUAAUGGCUUCGGAUUAUCCAGCUAUAUAUUCAGAAUACCAGAGAGCGGCAGCUGAUAAAGUGAAAUUGCAAAUGGCAGAAGAGCAGAAGCGGCUAGAUGCUAUAAAACUGGAUACAAAGAAGAUGGAUGAGCUAAGGAAGAGCGCUAUAAGGAGCGCUUUUGAAUUUAACUCUGAAAUGAACGCAAUUAAACGAACCGAGCGGCGUUAUUUUUGGGAUUUGCAAACUUCGAUCAUUCAGUCUUCAAAAAAUCGAUGGAAACGGAUGCCUCCAGAAUAUACACGGCCAGGACCCUAUCCUGCUGCACUUAUUCAUGGCCAAUAUCAACAUUUCUAUAAAAAAUUUACACCAAAAGAAUUACGUCGAUUGCCGUUAUCUACGGUACUGGAUUAUGAUUAUCUUUUGCCUCCAAAACGACCUGUUUCACCAUUACCUGUGAUUGUUCAUGAGGAGGAAGUAACGUCGUCAACAAAUGCUGACAGUAGUGAUGCUGGACAGCAUGAUAAUCAUCUCGAGAUACCACCUCCAGUUUUAUUACCUUCUAAUUAUAAUGAUGAUAUGAAAACGACGUUAAAUAAAAUGGAUCAGGAUUUAACUAAACAGCAGUGUUCGAUAUGCGGUGAAAACGAGGAACGUCAAAUAUUAUCCUGUUCUAAUUGCAAUAAUGUAGUACAUCCGGAUUGUGCUGGUUUACCAGAACACGUCGUUAAAGUUGCACUGAAUUACAGAUGGAACUGCAUUGAAUGCAAGAAAUGUACUAUAUGUGAAAAGCCGGAUAAUGAGGAUGCAAUGAUGUUUUGUGAUCGUUGUGAUCGUGGUUAUCAUACAUUUUGUGUUGGUUUAUCGACUCCACCAAAUGGUAACUGGAUUUGUUCCAGUUUUUGUUCUGAUUACAAUGUAACAGCAACGGAUGAUAGCACAUGUAAUGAAUGA